This is a messenger RNA of Ilex paraguariensis (yerba mate), 834 nucleotides long. The record is from the annotation of a GenBank genome assembly. Lineage: Eukaryota; Viridiplantae; Streptophyta; Magnoliopsida; Aquifoliales; Aquifoliaceae.
AUGAAGAAGGGGCCAUGGACACCUGAAGAAGAUGAACUUUUGGCCAAUUAUGUGAAGAGGAGGGAAGGCGAAGGACUGUGGCGGACGCUGCCCAAACGCGCCGGUCUCCUCCGGUGUGGCAAGAGUUGCCGGCUCCGGUGGAUGAAUUAUCUCCGGCCGUCUGUUAAGAGGGGUCGGAUUGCUCCUGAUGAAGAAGAUCUCAUCCUUCGUCUUCAUCGAUUGCUCGGUAACAGGUGGGCUUUGAUAGCUGGAAGAAUCCCAGGACGUACAGAUAACGAGAUCAAGAACUACUGGAAUUCCCAUCUCAGCAAGAAGCCCAUCAACCAAGGAAUUGAUCCUAGGACUCACAAGCCAGUGGACACAAGCCCUAACCCUAAUUCCUCUGGAACAUAUGCAAUCCAAACACAAGCCUCAACUCUUACACUUUUUCCUAAAAAACCUAGACCAAUUUUUUCUGGGUCACAACCAGUUAAUGGCUACAAUCUGGAUCUGGAUCGAAACCCACUUGUCGAUAAUAGCCACAAGAACUUGAAGAAUUCUGAUCUUUUGAUGACAAAUUUAGAAAGUGGCCAUGAAAACAGUAGCAAUGAAGAAGAUGAUAUGGAAUUCUGCAAUGGUGAAACGUUCUCUUCAUUUUUGAAUUUCUUGAUAAAUGAAAACGAGUUUACUGAUCCGCAACAGCCUAACGUGAUUUCACCUUCGAUAUUGUCUCAGCAUGUAACAUCUUCUAUGCAGACCUUCAACCUUGGAACUGUUUGGGAAGCUGCACCGACAUCAACCGUUGCUGCAUUAGAAGAUGAACAAGAAGGGUUAGAUAAUCUUUUGCCAGAUUAA